This is a messenger RNA of Leptopilina boulardi, 2518 nucleotides long. RefSeq lists its product as uncharacterized. The transcript is spliced from 2 exons. Lineage: Eukaryota; Metazoa; Arthropoda; Insecta; Hymenoptera; Figitidae. The record is from RefSeq and is a predicted model, not a curated record. Bases 890 to 2422 code for a protein of 510 amino acids.
UGAAAAAUUGAUUUAAAAUUUCUUUCAAUUUUUGAAGUUAAAAUUAUAAUAUAAUCUAAAAUAUAUAAUAUAUAUUAUAUAUAUUAUAUAUAUAUAUUAUAAAUAUAUUAUAUAUAGGGGAAUAGUGUCAGGGUUGGACACUUGUCAGGGUUGGACACUUGGCUUUUUUUAAAUAAGAACACUAGCGCCACCUGUGUGCGUACGUGACGAAUCUUCUAGUAGUAUAACCUAACUUUUUGUGGCAUUACAUUUUUGGAGAAUCAAAAGUAGCGUCUCUUGUGACUUCGGUGCAAUCGAAGAGACAAAAAAAGUUUUGUUUGACUUGUGAAUAAACCUAAAAAAUGUGUAAAAAAAGCAAGAAUUCGGCAAGAUAAGCUUAUUGAAUGUAUUGUGGGGUACAUAAUUUAAGAAGAAAAAAAGUGAAAAAUCGAAUCGCGACACAUGUCUAGUUAUGGUUAGCACAAUUCGAAAAUGAUGCUUCUAGUUAGGGUUGGACACUUUAUACAGUUAGGGUUGGACACCCAUAUUAAUUAUGAAUUUGACACAAUUUAUAAAUAAAUUUUAUUUUAUUGAUAUUUCAGUGCAAAAUUGUGCCAAAGAUAUUAGAAAAAUAAUACUUAAAUUGUAUAAAUUUUGUUCAUCAUUUCAUUGAGUUAUUUGGAACAAUAAAGCGUUAUUUUUUAUAAUUUGAGUUCAUUCCUUUUUUAAACCCAUGAAGCUUUACAAUUUGUAAACAAUUGGGAACGGCGAAAAGUCGAUACGCUAUCUGGUGGCGAAAAUGUGAAUGAGAAGGAAUGAGUCGCUGGCAAUCAAAAUACAUGUGACACAUGUAAACAAUUGAUAUUUUAUCUUUUAUUUUCUAAAAAAGUCAAGUGAUAAAAGUAUAAAAAUGGAUUUUGGAGUAACAUUUACUCCUACUCAAUCAAAAAGUAAAAUUUUUUGCUCAGUUUUCGGGUGUUCUAGCAAAAAGUGCAGGGAAACAAGUCUUAGUUUUCAUAAGUUUCCGAGAGCUGGAGAAUUGAAAGUUGAUUUCGAAAAUAAAUUUGGAAUUAAGGAACAAAUUGACAGGAGAGUAUUAUGGGAAAAACAAUUAAAAAUGGGUAAAAAGGUUACAAAUUAUAUGACGGUUUGUUCGCUCCAUUUUACGAAAGAUGAUUAUUCUCUUUAUACUGGACCAGAUCAAGCAGCUAAAGCUCGAUACCUGAAAAAAACUGCUGUACCUUCGGUUAAUUUACCAAAGUCGACUGUGGAAAUAAAUCAAAGUGAUAAGAAAAAACAAUGCGAUGAGAAGAGAAAACUUCGAAUGGAAGAGCGAGAAAAAAGACUUUUGAACGAAAACGAUUCUACUUGUGACUGCCUUUUUAACAAUAAUGAAAAUAAUGAGGAAAGCGAAAUUUUCUCUGCUGAAGGAAACAUUGAAAAUACCCCUUCUGUUGCAAACCCUGAAAUUCAAGAGCCUAUCGAAGAAAUCAAAGAAAAUUUUAUGAAAGAUGCUCAAACACAAGUGACAAGUGGAGAUUUUAUCACUACUUUUUUUAUCUUUCUCAAAAACGACCAGCAGUUGAGCACGGCCACUGGGAUUCCGAAUUUAAAAUUGUUUGAUAAUAUUGUGAAGUCUUUUGAAAUAGCCGCUCCUCAGUUAAAAAAUCACACUCGUGUUUUGACCGCAAAAGAUAGGGUUUUGUUAACACUUUUGAAAUUGAAACAAAAUUUAUCUUAUGCGUUUCUCUCACUUUUAUUCCCGACCGUAGCUCCGAGAUAUUGUUCAGAGAUAAUUUGCAAUUCGAUAGAUAUUUUGUAUGAAGUUUUAACACCAUAUAUUCACUUUGCAUCGAAAGAUGAAAUUCUUAGAAAUAUUCCUCACUGUUUCGACGAUUACUCCGACACCAGAAUAAUUUUGGAUUGCACCGAAAUUGAAAUUCAAAAGCCAAAAAAUGUGUGCUGCCAAAUUUCUACAUAUUCUCAUUACAAAGGAAGACACACAGUUAAGUUCUUGACAGGAGUAACACCUGGUGGAAUUAUAUCUUUUUGCUCCAAAGCCUACGGUGGUCGAGUUUCUGAUAAAUCCAUUUUUGAACAAAGCGGUUUAAUUGAAAUUCUAGAGGAAAAUUCCGCAAUUAUGGUGGACAAAGGCUUUUUAAUUGACGAAGUGUGUGCCGAUAACAACAUAAAAUUAAUAAGGCCCUCGUUUUUCAAUAAAAAUCAAAGCCAGUUUUCUGAAAAUGAUGCUGUGGAAUCUUCAAAUAUAGCAAGUGCAAGAGUACACGUUGAAAGACUUAACCAAAGAAUAAAAGUUUUCGACAUUUUGGGCGGCAAAAUGUCUUCAUGCUUGGUACCAAAAAGUGAAAAAAUUAUGUUUAUUUGCUGUGCUCUUGCGAAUUUAACCUCCCCGGUUUUCAAAGAUAAUAAAUUUAAUGAGUGAUAAAUAAUACAGGGGUCAAAUAUUUUCUUAAGAAAUAAAACAGAAAAUUACAUAAAAUGUUAUUUUUAUUAAUAAAACUGUACAAAUUUGUUUUUG